AUGAGACGGCCUGGUGCAGCACAUUCAGUUGCCUGGAAACAUCACAAACGAGAGAUUCAGCUGGGUUCCAGGUGGGGAAAACAAAAGUGCAUGGCAACUGUUUACCUCAACGAAGUGCUUAGCCAAAAGGUCAAAAAUGCCGCUAAGUUCACAACUAUAGAUCUGAUUGGUCUCGGCGGUAAAAUCGAUACGUCAAUCUCAUUGGCCAAUUUCACCGACCCACCUAGCGCUGAGGUCGGAUCUCUGACGGAAACUCGGGGACUGCGCCUACCUGAUGAGCCCUAA
Opisthorchis viverrini is the source of this 285-nucleotide messenger RNA. RefSeq lists its product as hypothetical. The record is from RefSeq and is a predicted model, not a curated record. Bases 1 to 285 code for a protein of 94 amino acids. Lineage: Eukaryota; Metazoa; Platyhelminthes; Trematoda; Opisthorchiida; Opisthorchiidae. The transcript is spliced from 4 exons.